Microthlaspi erraticum is the source of this 393-nucleotide messenger RNA. Lineage: Eukaryota; Viridiplantae; Streptophyta; Magnoliopsida; Brassicales; Brassicaceae. The record is from the annotation of a GenBank genome assembly.
AUGGUGAGAAUCAGUGUGCUCAACGAUGCUCUCAAGAGCAUGUACAAUGCCGAGAAACGAGGCAAGAGGCAGGUCAUGAUCAGGCCCUCCUCUAAAGUGAUCAUCAAGUUUCUUACCGUCAUGCAAAAGCACGGUUACAUCGGUGAGUUCGAGUUCGUCGAUGACCACCGAUCUGGCAAAAUCGUUGUCGAGUUAAACGGGAGGUUGAACAAGUGUGGUGUUAUCAGCCCUCGUUUUGAUGUUGGUGUCAAGGAGAUUGAAAGCUGGACUGCUCGUCUACUUCCUUCCAGACAGUUUGGGUACAUUGUACUUACGACUUCUGCGGGAAUUAUGGACCAUGAAGAGGCUAGGAGAAAGAAUGUUGGAGGCAAGGUUCUCGGCUUCUUCUAUUGA